Molecule: messenger RNA, 1086 nt
Organism: Nanorana parkeri
Lineage: Eukaryota; Metazoa; Chordata; Amphibia; Anura; Dicroglossidae
Gene: MINDY1
Product: family with sequence similarity 63 member A
Exons: 9
Coding region: 19-993 (324 amino acids)
Biological process (GO): protein K48-linked deubiquitination
Cellular component (GO): cytosol; cell periphery
Molecular function (GO): K48-linked deubiquitinase activity; cysteine-type carboxypeptidase activity; cysteine-type deubiquitinase activity
Source: RefSeq, a predicted model, not a curated record
UGCCCGCUGUUGGCCAUCAUGAACAUCCUCUUCUUGCGUUGGAAGGUAAAGUUACCCCCGCAGAAGGAAGUGGUCACAGCCGAGGAACUGAUGGCACAUCUUGGGGAUUGCAUUCUGUCCAUCGAGCCGCCGGAAAAAUCCGAAGUGCUGCAACUAAACUUUCAGCAGAACGUGAACGACGCCAUGACGGUGCUGCCCAAGCUGUCCACGGGUCUGGAUGUGAACGUGCGGUUCACCGGCGUGGGGGAUUUCGAGUACACCCCGGAAUGCAUCGUCUUCGACCUCCUCAACAUACCGCUGUACCACGGCUGGCUGGUGGACCCCCAGAGCGCAGAAGCUGUGAGAGCGGUGGGCAAGCUAAGCUACAACCAGCUGGUCGAAAAGAUUAUCAUGUGCAAGCAUUCGACCGACCCCAACCAGGUGACCGACGGCCUCCUGGCGGAGCAGUUCCUGGAGACUUCGGCGGCACAGUUGACCUAUCACGGCCUAUGCGAACUGAUGGCCGCCGUCAAAGAGGGCGAGCUCAGCGUCUUCUUCCGGAACAAUCACUUCAGCACGUUGAUAAAGCACAAGGUACAGGUGUAUGCGUUGCGUGCUGUGCAGGAGGAGAAGGUGAUCUGGGAGAGUCUUCACAACGUGGAAGGGGACAGCUGCUUCUGCGACUCCGACUUCCACCUGACCCAGAUGGAGAAGGACGCCACGUACAGCCCCCAGCAGCAGCAGAGGCAGGUCGAUCAGGAUUACAUGAUCGCUCUGUCGUUGCAACAGCAGCAGCAAGGCCCCCUGCCCAUCAGCGACCUGGAGCUGGCCAGACAGCUGCAGCAGGAGGAGUACCAGCAGCAGCAGCAGCAACAACAGCAGCAGCAGCCCCAGGCCCCGGUACCGGGACCGUCACAGUCCCCUCCGCAGGCCAGGCCUCAGCCUUCGGGGCGCCCUUCCCCCUCGGAGCGGCGGCAGGGACGGAAGCAAGAGUCGGACUGCGUCCUGUUAUAGCCUCAGGCCUGCGUACUGGGAGACUGGAUUCCGGUUUACACCACUAGGGGGCGCAGGACAACCUCCCCCGUUGUACAGCCGGAGGAAACAUUU